CUCCGGUACAGUAGGUGGCGGUAAGCACCUUACAAGUAAUGGCUGCAAUCCGCCAUAUAACCAAAAGAAGAAGAAAAAAGCCGGAGGCUCAUUGGUUACGUCAAGCCGUUGCCUUCCCAGACAAGCUAAGGUCGCUACAGCAGUUCGAAGCAGACAUGAUGGCUCUCGCUGCCCGGUCAGGGGCUUUUUCCCCUUACAUGCAGGCUACAGCUGUUGCUGUCGCUGGCCCCCUGAAAGCACUGGUACCCGGGGUUGUGGUGAAAGGUGAGAAGAUUUUGUUGACCCCGAAAAAACAGUUCCUGUGCCGCGAAUCGCUCAGUGGUCAAAGCCCAAAGACGGGGCCUGCUGUGACAGUUAGCAUCAAUGGCUGUGCAGCGGUGCGUUACGCCCACACAGACGUGCGGGUGCCAGACUUCUCUGACUACAGGCGCCCCGAGGUGCAGGACCCCAGCAAGUCGUCCCAGGACAGCAGCGAGGGGAGGAGGGCCUUCUCUUACCUGGUGACGGGUGCCACCACCGUGGUGGGCGUCUACGCAGCCAAAACGGUUGUCUCUCAGUUUGUGUCUUCCAUGAGCGCGUCGGCAGACGUCCUGGCCCUAUCCAAGAUCGAGAUCAAGCUGAGCGACAUACCUGAAGGCAAGAACAUGACCUUCAAGUGGAGAGGCAAGCCGCUGUUUGUGCGUCACCGCACGGAGAAGGAGAUUGCCACGGAAGCAGGCGUCAACCUGGCGGAGCUGCGGGACCCGCAGCACGACAAGGAGCGUGUGCAGAACCCCAGCUGGGUCAUCGUGCUGGGCGUGUGCACACAUCUGGGGUGUGUGCCCAUCGCCAACGCUGGCGAUUUUGGAGGCUACUACUGCCCAUGCCACGGCUCGCACUACGACGCCUCAGGCCGCAUAAGGAAAGGCCCCGCUCCCCUCAAUCUGGAGGUCCCCUUCUACGAGUUUCCGGACGAAAACACGGUGGUUGUUGGAUAGAGAACGCGAUAAACAGCAGGUGUUAGUGUUCACGUGUCAGUACUGCUGCCAGCUGCAGCGGGAAACUUUUUCUCAGUAUCACAU
Molecule: messenger RNA, 1061 nt
Organism: Etheostoma spectabile (orangethroat darter)
Lineage: Eukaryota; Metazoa; Chordata; Actinopteri; Perciformes; Percidae
Gene: uqcrfs1
Product: ubiquinol-cytochrome c reductase, Rieske iron-sulfur polypeptide 1
Exons: 2
Coding region: 39-977 (312 amino acids)
Cellular component (GO): membrane
Molecular function (GO): quinol-cytochrome-c reductase activity; 2 iron, 2 sulfur cluster binding
Source: RefSeq, a predicted model, not a curated record